AUGUUACGUUUCAUACUCAACAAUGCAUUUUUCGCAUUAGGCAAAAAAUAUUACAAACAAAUUAAAGGUGGUGCGAUGGGGUCAGCAGUGACUCAAGUGCUAGCCGAUGUUUAUAUGAUGGAGUGGGAAAGUGACAUUCUAGCAAUGCAAUUAGACGAAAAAGAAAUUUAUGAUGAAAUAGAUAAUUCGUUACGAGCCAUGGAAAGACGAUUCGAAGAACUCAUGCAGAGUUUACAACAACAAUUCGAGAUGGCCGUUCAGCCACUAAAACAACAAAUACAAAAUGCACAAGGCCCAGUCAAACGGUUAGGUGAAGAACAUCAAGAUCGAGUUAACGUUCUUCAUAAAGAGAAAAAAAGAGAACUGAAACAGUUAUUUAACAGUAAGUAUUACGUUUGAGAAAUGUAAAAAGAAGUGAGAUAA
Molecule: messenger RNA, 423 nt
Organism: Didymodactylos carnosus
Lineage: Eukaryota; Metazoa; Rotifera; Eurotatoria; Philodinida; Philodinidae
Source: the annotation of a GenBank genome assembly